Molecule: messenger RNA, 558 nt
Organism: Hyla sarda
Lineage: Eukaryota; Metazoa; Chordata; Amphibia; Anura; Hylidae
Gene: BBIP1
Product: BBSome interacting protein 1
Exons: 3
Coding region: 202-414 (70 amino acids)
Biological process (GO): cilium assembly; receptor localization to non-motile cilium
Cellular component (GO): BBSome
Source: RefSeq, a predicted model, not a curated record
CUUUUCUGAUGGUGAAAAUAGUUCCCUGAGAGAAGAUAGAGAUUCUAUGAUCGUGCAAGAGUUUAUAUUCCACAAUGCGACUCCGUACAGAUAUGACUACACAUCCCAGAGUGCAGAGCGCGGACGUGAUGACGUCACCAGUUACUAAGUAACAGAGAACAGGUCCUGAGCAGGUCGGCGUCCUUCCUCCAUCUAUCCACAAUGCCAGAGGUGAAGUCUAUGUUCCGGGAGGUGCUCCCUAAACAAGGGCAACUGUGUGUUGAAGAUGUCCCAACCAUGGUGAUGUGCAAACCAAAACUGUUACCCCUUAAAUCAGUCACCCUGACAAAGCUGGAAAAGAUGCAGCGAGAUGCCCAAGAGACAGUCAGGCAGCAGGAAACGGCUCAGAGGAACCUGCCUGAAACCCAACCGUGAGCCAUGUGGAUGCAGCAUCACAACGGCCACUAGUCUCUACAGUCCAUGUACACAUUUGUCUGCUGAUAUAUAGUUUUGUUCAUACUCCUUUCUGUAAGUUAUGUAUUGCUAUUAAAGGCUCCUGUGUCUAUUUUAGAUGUAAAA